Messenger RNA from Maniola jurtina (meadow brown), 1836 nucleotides. RefSeq lists its product as uncharacterized. The record is from RefSeq and is a predicted model, not a curated record. The coding region runs from base 316 to 1524 and encodes 402 amino acids. The transcript has 6 exons. Lineage: Eukaryota; Metazoa; Arthropoda; Insecta; Lepidoptera; Nymphalidae.
AUAACAAAGGAUCGCGACGCGUUACACAGAGUAGAGUGCAAACAUCUCAAUUGUUAUUGUGUUUCUAUAUCUUUAAUAUUUCAUUGUGCUUGAUAUAAAUCAAAAAAAUAUUUAACAAAUUCCUAAUCCUUACUAAUAUCAUGUAGAUGUAAUGUGAUUUGAUGAUGAUGUACUUAAUUGGAUCCUUUGAGUGUUAUUCACUUUCGUGCACCUAAACUGAAAAGGGCGAGUGUAUAAGUAGGUAUAAGUGUGCCGCGUGAGCAAAGUAAACUAGGCUGUAGUGCGUCGUGUUAAGGCAAUAGUUGCUUAUAAAUAAUGGGUAGAAGAAAAACCGCCAGAGAGUACAAAAAAAAAGUACAUGCAUCUAAAAAAAGAAACAGAAAGCUGAAGAAAUUGUCGCAGAAUCCACCGGGGCCGAAGCCCGCGCCGGGGCCGAGGGUGUGCCCGGCAGCGAGGCGGGGUCGCCAACCAAAAGUGAAAGAGAAGAAAGUCCCGUCUGCGCCACUUCCGGUGGAAGUAACCGGGAAGCGCUCGUGCACGCUCAAAAAGUGCGCGUUCAACAGUUGCCCCAACUACAACCCGCGGCCCGACCGAAAUGACGAAGUUACUUACUUUCCUUUCCCGCACUUCUCCAUCGCUGCUCGUAGAUGGGCACGCGUGGUGGCCCAGCACAACAAAGCGCACUUCGCGCUCAAGAUGCACAUCUACAUCUGCUCCCAGCACUUCCCGCCCUGGCUCAUCACUGCCGAUGGGCAGGGCGUGCCCACGCUGGACAAGGAGGCCGUGCCCACUGCUGAACCUUUCAAACAGGAAGAUUUACAGAAUAUAGAAGAAGUAUUGUUACCAAACGCUGAAUUGAAAGAAGACUCGUAUGUGAAAGUAGAAGUGGAAGAUCCCGAUGACGAAGUGAAACAAGCAGUCAAUAGUUUAGCCGAUAUCCCUCCACCAGAAAACGGGUUAAAGCUACAAUGUAUCAAUCUAGACAACAACGAGAAUGCUACAUUACAUUAUUUGAGCGUAGACAAGGAUUACACCGUCAACCACACACGCGUGGACAUACACAAGAACAAUAUCGCGACUUUACACUAUGUGGAUACGAACAAUAAAGUAAAUCACACGUUAAGGUGUAUAGAUUUAAACGGAGACAAUAUUAACUCGUACGAAGAACUCAUCAACCCCAAUAUUACUAAUACACAGGAAAUAAACAAUCUACAAAUAGAGAUACCGAAUCUGCAAGAUAGUUUUACAAUCAAUCCCAAAGCAAGUAAUGCAGUCAGCAACAGUGAAGAGCCAACUCCUCCAGACAAACAAUUUAAUGAAGAAACCAUACAGACAUCGACUGAUAAUAAUUUAGAUACGUAUACAAUGGUGAAAAGUGAAGAGAUUGAUAUCAAAACAGAAGUUGACGAUACAAUCGGCGAAACUGAUGAUUCCACUUCUCAAAUACAACCGGGUGAUGACGAUGACGAGGAAAACGUUGAAUACAUCGUCAAAAUGGAAUACGAGAGUGAUGAUGACUCGUGACCAAAAACGCUCAAAGUUUUUGACCAAAAUUAUGAACUCGGGAUAAGUGAUAGCUGAUUACAUAAGUUAAUCGUAGUGUAAGUUGAGUGUAAAGUUAAUAACUUUCAUACUUUUUGACCAAUAACGUGAAAUUUAGUGAUAGUGAUAAGUGAACUAGUAUUCGUAUAUCAAAGCGAAUAGUGAUAUUACGGAUAAAUCUUAAACUUUUUGUUUUUUAAAGUGAAGACUUUAAUUUUAGUUAUUCUUUUGUAUUGCUUGAGUAAUGUGAAAAUAGGAGAUUUUUGUUUGAAAAAAUGAAAAUUAUAAAUGAUU